AUGCGUCUGAACAGUCUUCUGGGCCUGGGUGGUCUGGGCCGCAAGAGCGAGAAGCCCGCUGAGUCGAAGCGCCACAAGCGCCUUGAUGUGCUUGAAUCUCUGGGCGUCGGUCAGAGCGCCACCGGGCAAAAGCCAACAACAAGAUCCUCUGCCAGGGACGCUGUCCAGUCUUUGAGCGGAUCAAGCUCGGACAAGGAAGAGCUAAGGAAAUGGCUGGCUGGGGAGGAUACCGCUUCUUCUGCUGCCGCUGAUGUUCCUGCACCCUCACCGGCUGAGGACGCACAGGCAGACGCACCGGCAGAAGCUCAAGAUGCCGCAGCAUCUGAUGCAGUGCCAGAAAACUUGCCACAUGCUACAGCAGCAGAGCCGCAAUCUGCUACGGUGGAGAUGGAUACUAAGGCUGUGCCAAGGCCUCUCAUCAACUGGCGGGAGGCUUUCACAAAGGCAAAAGACCAGUGGGCAGUGGCAGAGGGAGGUGCCCGCUGUUUCUACCACCUUUCGGACAAAGGCCUCUUCUUCGAGUGGGACCAGCAAGCGGGGCUCUUGUUCCAGUACUUCUUCGGCAAUGGGGAGGAGAGGAGCGUGCCGGUUGGCGAUGACGAGUUGCCGGAGCGGGGUCCCAUUUGGUCCAGCGAGUGUCCGGACACACACUCGGAGGUUUGGGAGGUGUUGCCUCUGCCGCCCACGGAUCCGUCUGCUAAGGUGACAGACGCCAUAGUUCAAGAAGAUCUCCAGACCCUCCAGACUCCAUCAGCAGCAGGAGGAGAAAGUCCGAAGGAGGCGGAAGAAGCUGCGCCCCCGCCCUCCAAGAAGAGGAAGAAGCCGCUGCCCCCCGUCCCUGUGAUGGCGCCCGCAUCCACAGCAGAUGGGGACGAUGAUGACGAUGACCUCCGGCAAUCCACUGAGCCCGAGGACGAGGAGGUUGACAUUGCUGGCUCUUUCGUGCUGGACGAGGAUGAGGAGGCCGCUGACUUGGCCUCUGAAGACUGCGCCCUUCCUGCUGCACCAGCAGACAAAGCCGAACCUUCGGCAGCCGAUCUAGAGUUGGAUAUGUUCGCCGACCUCUGA
Symbiodinium pilosum is the source of this 1068-nucleotide messenger RNA. The record is from the annotation of a GenBank genome assembly. Lineage: Eukaryota; Dinophyceae; Suessiales; Symbiodiniaceae.